Messenger RNA from Seminavis robusta, 3225 nucleotides. The record is from the annotation of a GenBank genome assembly. NCBI's taxonomy places the organism in Eukaryota, Bacillariophyta, Bacillariophyceae, Naviculales, Naviculaceae.
CUUUUUACCGGCACUAGCUACCUGGUACCGGUAGUACAACAAGGCAAGCUCAAUUUUCAGCCAGACAUUCACAACGCACAACCACUCAUCGCGUUGCCUCCAGUCCUUUCCCCGAUCACCCCCAUCCCAUUCCAUAUCAACCGCGUACAGCAGUACCUGUACCAGUUGACUGGUACCGUACUAUUCCCCCGUUUGUAUUUUCGCAAUGCAUGCACCGAGAGGGCUUUGUUGAGUGCUCCACUGUACACUACUCCUGUUUCCGUUGUGCCACUAUCGUAGCUGAUUUAUUUUGAUCAUCAUGACACGUAUCAUUGACAAGAUCCUCUCUCGCCGCAGUCAGAAGGCAUACAAAACAAUUUCUGAAGGUGAAGAUUCCAACAACAGCAUGGAUGUGUCGGACGGGUCCAAUAACCAGUUCUCCUUCAAGCCCAACUACUACUAUUCCUUUGAGUUCUUCCCUCCCAAAACAGAAGCUGGAUUGGACAACUUGAUGACUCGUAUUGAUCGCAUGACUCGUCGAUUGGAACCUCUGUUUGUCGAUGUUACUUGGGGAUCGGCCGGUUCCACUUCGGCCAGGACAUUAGCAGUGGCGUCCUUUGCCCAACGGUAUUGUGGAGUGGAUGUCUUGUGCCAUUUAACAACAACUGGAAUGACUCGACAACAAUUAUUGCAAGCUUUGGAACAGGCCAAAUCUUGUGGAAUUCGAAACAUACUGGCUCUCAGAGGAGACCCACCCAAAGGCAAACGGAGUUGGAAACCAGGGGACGUCAGUGGUGGCGAUUGUGAUCGAGCCAGUGAUUUGGUCAAGCUAAUCAAGGAGGAAUACGGAGAUUGGUUUGGCAUUGCGGUAGCAGGACAUCCUGAAGGCCAUCCUUCUUCCAACAAUCUAGAAGAAGAACUGGAGCACCUGCAAGAAAAAGUGAAUGCUGGAGCCGAAUUCAUCAUUACACAGUUCUUUUAUGAUGUCCAGUUAUUUCUACAAUUUGUGAGACGUUGUCGGGCAAAGGGCAUUACCUGUCCCAUCCUUCCAGGAAUCAUGCCAAUUCAGAGCUACUCAAGCUUCGUACGGAUGACGCGGUACUGCGGCAUUUCGGUGCCACCGCAUGUCAUGGAACAACUGGAGCCUGUCAAGGAAGAUGACGAAGCAGUCAAAGAGAUUGGAUGCAAAAUUGCAGCUGAUAUGUGUCAAGAGAUACUGACAGCAUCCAUUGAAACUGAUGAAUAUGGCAUUGACGGUCUACAUUUUUACACUUUAAAUCUGGAAAGGAGUGUGACAAGAAUACUUUUACGAAUGGGUGCCAUUGAUUUGAUUCAACCAACCCAAGUAGCCGCUGAUAUUGAUGAUGCUUCGGCGUUGCAACAACUAACACAAGGAGUGAACCAAGCUGGCAACAACAAGGCAUCACCUACAGCCGCCAACAAUAACCAUGAUACAAUCCGCAGUAGUGCAGGGCGGCCUCUACCGUGGAGACCUUCUGCCAUGGACCAACGAUCCAAAGAAGAAGUGAGGCCCAUCAACUGGGCCAAUCGUCCGAAAUCCUACGUACGGAGAACAGAGGAUUGGGAUGAAUUUCCGAAUGGACGAUGGGGUGACGCCACAUCUCCAGCUUUUGGAGAACUGUCGGACCUGGCUCAUUUCUAUUCCUUUUCGUUGGGAAGUGAUGAUGAACGGAGAGCCAUGCUGGGACACAAUCCCACAUCGGAACAAGAUGUAUAUGACGUCUUCGCAAAGUACGUUGAGGGCAAACUGCCCCAUAUUCCGUGGUGCGAAAACCCGCUGCAACCCGAGUCCUUUUUGAUUCAGCCACAGCUUGCAAAGUUGAACCGUGCUGGAUUUCUGACAAUCAACAGUCAGCCAGCAGUGGAUGGAGUCGAGAGUACCAACCCAACAUUUGGCUGGGGUGGCGAAGGAGGCUACGUGUAUCAAAAGGCUUACUGUGAAUGCUUCUGCAGCCCAGAUAACAUGCAGCGGCUUGUACAAAUGGUCAGGGCCAACAAGGCAAUGAACCUUUAUGCGAUACGCAGCAACGGUUCUUCUGAAAUGGUGCAAGAAGGAGUCGAAGUUGGGGGAGUAACUGCUUUGACCUGGGGUGUAUUUCCGAACAGGGAGAUCCUGCAACCUACCAUCUUUGAUCCUAGUACUUUCCAGGUGUGGGCUGAGGAAGCCUUUUCGCUCUGGACAACUAUGUGGCUGAACCUCUAUGAUUUUGAUACGGAGAGUUUCUCGUUGAUUGAAACAAUACGAGAUACCUACUACCUUGUGGCAAUCAUUGACAACAAUUUCCUUGCGAAGAACAAUGAUGGAGAAGCCGGAGCUUUGUUCAGUGCCAUGUUUCGCGUUGGAGAGGAAAUAAGCACAUAAAGCAACUGUGGCAUGCCUAAUCUAUUGAAACCCUGGAUCUGUACAAAGGCACAAUAGAAUGUCUAUGUGUGGAUGUUUCAGCGCUCUAGUCCUUUCAAUGUCAGCCAAUCUAGUGAACAGGAGACAUACAUCAACAACAAAGUUUACUGAACAGUUCCUCUACUGCCUUAGUCCCAAAGGAUGGAACCCAACAAUCCCCCCUCCUUGAUGGGACAGUUCGUUGCAACUCCUAGCGCCUCAUUGUCAUACUCGAAGAUGAUGGUGAAAUAGGAUGAUCCACCAGCAGCAAACCUUGAGCGGAUGAAGCCAUUCGAGGGGACAUGGGCAACGGUCCCAUCAAGCACGCUCUUCAGUCCAGCCCAGUUGGUAUUGCAUACAUAGUUUCCCCUCGCAAUUGGCAAGAAGGAUUUCCAAGGGCUGAUAUUGCUUUGGCCUGAAGCUGUUACUUUGCGUAUUGCGUUGGGAUAACUUGCAGCAUCUUUGGCACCCAGAACAGAUGUAAGAACGUAGUUUCCAGCAUCACUAGGGUCCAGCUCAUCCAGUUUGCCCCGCAGAUUCACAUAUUGUGUCUGGAUGGCUGCAUUGUCCAGCAUGGCUCCACAGAGAGCAGACAAAACAACAUCAUUUGAGGUCAGGUACUUUGUAGUGCUGUCAACCAACUCUUUCUUCUUUUGACCAAUCUUCUUCUUGCUCAAAAGGAGAGUGUAAGGUUCAGCCUCCUUGGGUCCAAACUUCUUGAAGACUCUGGGCCCAAUCAUGAACCCAAGCAUAGUAAGAGGGGGUAGGGCAAGGCUAGGAGCAACGUUUGGGGCCUUGAUCUUUUCGUAGCCAUCCCAGUUGAUCUUAGUCUCAAUGGUUCCACU